This is a messenger RNA of Cimex lectularius (bed bug), 437 nucleotides long. RefSeq names its product histone H2B-like. Gene Ontology annotation, molecular function: protein heterodimerization activity; DNA binding; structural constituent of chromatin. Bases 18 to 392 code for a protein of 124 amino acids. The transcript has a single exon. NCBI's taxonomy places the organism in Eukaryota, Metazoa, Arthropoda, Insecta, Hemiptera, Cimicidae. Gene Ontology annotation, cellular component: nucleosome. The record is from RefSeq and is a predicted model, not a curated record.
GUUUAAGCUUGUGAAAUAUGACACCUCCUAAAGCAACUGGGAAAGCGAUGAAAAAGGCCGGCAAGGCCCAAAAGAAUAUCGCAAAGACCGACAAGAAAAGGAAGAAGAGGAGGAAGGAGUCGUAUGCUAUUUACAUUUACAAAGUGUUGAAGCAGGUCCACCCCGAUACCGGGGUCUCUUCCAAGGCGAUGAGUAUUAUGAACUCAUUCGUCAACGAUGUCUUUGAGAGGAUCGCUGCUGAAGCUUCACGUCUCUCUCAUUACAACAAGAGGUCUACCAUCACCAGUCGGGAAAUCCAGACUGCUGUCAGGCUCCUUCUUCCCGGAGAAUUGGCGAAGCACGCCGUUUCUGAAGGGACUAAAGCUGUAACCAAAUACACCAGUUCUAAAUAAAUUGCUCCAUUUGCGUUUUCAACGGCCCUUUUAAGGGCCACCAAA